AUGACUUCCGUCAAUAUCGAUCUCCAAAGGGAAGACCUAGGGAUCCCGAAUCAAAUCAGAGCGUUUCAGAAUUAUAUUGAUAGGAACGAUGCCGAGGUCAAAAGGAUACAUGCGAUUGUGCAUAUGGCAACGAGCUCUGCCCCAGAUAUCGACAUGGUCAUCGAGGAAACCAGAAGGACUCCAUUUACAAACAGAAUCGCCAGCGUCAGGCUGCAUCACGCCAGGAAACUAAAGUUCCCCGAAUAUGCAGGAAACACAGACCCAAAGGCCUAUGUACGAGCCUUCCGUUUAACAAUAUCAAGAGCACACCUCACCGACGACGAAAAAGAGGCCGGUUACUGCCGCUUCUUCGCCGAGAACCUCACGGGGGCCGCCCUCGAAUGGUUCGCUGGACCAGAAGAAAACUCGAUUGAAAAUUUCACUCAGUUGGUAUCUACGUUCCUCAAACGGUAUUCAGUCUUCAUAGAGACAAGUGUUACCGAGACAGAUCUUUGGAAUCUCAAGCAAGCACCUUUCGAGCCGUUAAGAGCGGAAGAACUAGCAGUACGAGCACCUAUCUCGUUGGAUGACGCCCUACACCGAGCCUCUUACUUCGCCACCCAUGAAGAGGAGGUCACAACCUUAAAGGAACAGUAUAACGCGAACAAGAAUAAUGCGACUAAAAAGCCUACUGCUCCUAAGGAGCCGGGAAACCAAGCAGGAAUCACCAAGCUCCCCACCCCCAGCUCCGAAGAAAAGAGUCGACAUGAUUACGUGGGGGCCAACAUCAAUGCAACCGACGAAAUCAGGAGCCAGACCGAAGGGAAAAUACGUUUCGAGAUCACAGUAGCAAUCCGCACAUUGGAAGACCCCGAUGAUGCUACUCCUCCUCUCAGCAUCGCUCAGUACAACCCAAACAUGAAGUCUCCUUGCGGAAAAAUCCCCAAAUUCAAGCGAAAGAACAAGAUGACCAAAAUUCGCGAGCUACUGGAAAAACUGAUUGCCCUACAAAUUCAGAAAAAAGACAGAACGCAGACCCCUAAUCGCAAUCUGUCUUGGGGGGGGGGGGGGCAGAAACACUGCCGUCCAGCACUGACUAAAAGAUGGAAUUUUCCAGCCCACGACAAAGGCAAAAAACGAAUCGACUUCAUUUACGGAGGCUCCAAGUUGUGCAAUUCGGUCAACUCAAUCAAAGCGUACCAACGGAGAGCCGAAAACAACGUAGGAGUGAGAGAGUCCCUAUCAGGUCCCGAUUAUGAAAUCACCUUCGACGAAAACGAGACCGCAAGUCUCGAUAAACCACACGACAACGCUCUCGUGAUACGACUCGACGUCGGCGGGUGCGAACUAACUCGAGUAAUGAUCGACACCGGAAGCUCGACUGAUGUCCUUUUCUACGGCGCAUUCAAAAGAAUGGGAUUCACCAAAGCACUCCUAAAGCAAGAACGAACACCCCUCAUCGGGUUCGCAGGAGAAACCACCUAUUCCCUCGGAUCGAUCGAACUCGCGGUAACCACCGGAGAAAUUAGGAAAAUCGUAGAAUUCAUCGUGAUAGACCGUCCAGCCCCGUUUAACGCAAUCCUUGGGAGGCCUUGGCUAUAUAGCAUGAAGGCAGUUCCUUCAACAUAUCACCAAUGCCUGAAAUUUCCAACCCCGAAAGGAGUCGAGACUAUCAGAGGAAGUCAGAAGAGCUCCAGAACAUGCUACCUCGCAAGCUUCAAAGACAUCUAG
This is a messenger RNA of Brassica napus (rape), 1710 nucleotides long. RefSeq lists its product as uncharacterized. Bases 1 to 1710 code for a protein of 569 amino acids. The transcript has 3 exons. The record is from RefSeq and is a predicted model, not a curated record. Lineage: Eukaryota; Viridiplantae; Streptophyta; Magnoliopsida; Brassicales; Brassicaceae.